AUGUCUUCCGUCACCGAGAAAGAUGGGGGUCAGCUACACGAUAUCCUACAGACUAGAACCUGGUUCGGGUUUGAUCUAGACGAUACUCUCCAUGAAUUCCGCAAAGCAAGCCGUGCAGCCACAACUCGCGUUCUUACACGCAUCGCCAACGACAACCCAUCAACUACACUCCAAGAUCUUCAAACCCAAUACGGAAUCAUUCUGAAGCAAGGAACCGCUGAUGCAUUCACCGAUGGAAAGACCUCAAAUGACUACCGUCGGGCUCGCUUCGCUGCCACACUGAGCCAUUUUGGAUUGAGUCACGAUAGUGUCGAUGAGCUGCUAGAGGACUACGAGCGUGUUCUUGUGGAUAACUUGACACUCAAACCAGGAGCUGUUUCUCUUCUCGAAGCAAUCAAGGCGUCCGGAAGAAAGAUCGCAGUGAUUACAGAAGGACCGCAGGAUGCACAGCAGCGAGCAGUGAGAGACCUGGGCAUCGACAAGUACAUCGACUUUCUCGCGACCACAAACUUCUUCGGCGUGGCCAAGAUCGAUGGACUCUUCGGCAAGGUACUUGAUCAUCUUCAGAUCACACCGCAAGAUAUCGCGUACAUCGGCGACUCGCAGGAGCGCGAUAUCGAGCCCGCUACCAGAGAGGGGAUACUCGCCAUUCACUUACACGAAGCUCAAACAGCGCCACUUGUGCUACAGCCUCCCAGCAUCAACUCGCUCGAGGUACUGGCCAAGCUCAUCUAA
Messenger RNA from Fusarium mangiferae, 735 nucleotides. RefSeq lists its product as uncharacterized. The transcript has a single exon. Lineage: Eukaryota; Fungi; Ascomycota; Sordariomycetes; Hypocreales; Nectriaceae. The coding region runs from base 1 to 735 and encodes 244 amino acids. The record is from RefSeq and is a predicted model, not a curated record.